AGUUUACCAUUACAAAAUAGCUGUUUCAUAAUAGUGCUGGACAAACGGAACGUUACCGAAUACAAAAGUAUAAACUACAAUAUUCUUCUUUUUCAGACGAGAAUAGGUUAAAACAAUCUUUAUCUUAUUUCAGUCGUAUUUAUCAUAAGACAAAUUAAACUGGACAAUGUUUUACAAACUUGUGCUUCUAUCCUUUUUGAUAAUUGGAAAUUUUACCAACGUAAUAGGAUUUUACCCGAAUCAGUAUGCCUCGUUUUUGAAAGGAAAUGACUACACACUUGCAGACAUUACCGAAAUUGGUAUUUUACAAGCUGUAGCAACGUACUUCGAGGGUGUACCUCCGCCGGGAAGCAGUUCUAACGUCGCAGCAGGGUCUCUCACCAGUAUCGUGGACAUAACAGCUAGAAAACUCUACAGUGCUUAUUACGGCAACACGUCCUCGGAGACUCGGUUCCAGGAAGCUAUCAAUGAUAUCGUGAAACAGAAUACCAAAGUGGACCAGGAACAUUACCGGGAAGCAGUGUGGUAUGUCAACGGGGAGCAAAUCCCACAGGCUCAUACGCGUUUGAAUCAGCUGCGGGAUAAUUUGCUGCAAGUUCUCGGCGCCGUCAGCCCAAGUUACGAACGAGCCCGAGAGUUGGUCGGCCAGUAUUUCCACAUCAUCCAGUCUUUUUAUAGUAACACAAACUGGGUAGAGCUACAGAACAACGCGGACAUAUACUCAGACUUAGGUCUGCCUGGUAAAACAUUGACAAACCUCGCCAUGCCUUCAACUGAUAUGUGUAAGAGUUGUGGAACAUCAAUAGGAUUUCCCUGCUUCAUUAACAUGAUGGGGUUUCCACAUGAACUGACCAGUGGAUAUCGUGAUGGACAGGACAUCACGAAACCUAACAAGGAUCCCACCACUUUUACCAAUGGUAAAUGUAGCCAUGGGGGUUUACACGAUAGAUCGGGGGAAACUAUCGCAGCUCUCGGGGGAAUCAACAAAGACACCAAGGACGUAAAUUUGUCUCCACAUUUCUUCAAGCACGCUGACGCGGGGAAAGCAGCCAUAGCACAUACCAAGUACUUCCUCACAGAUCCAGUCAAUGGCAUUUUAAAAGCAAUUGGAAAUGAUAAAUUCGAGGAAUUGCUCCAACUACGUCCUGGGAACUCGUUGGUAUUUGUAAUAGACAUCAGUGGAUCUAUGGGGAGUGUGGUUCAGGCAGUAAAGACGAAAACUCAGGAAAUCAUAAACCUGACCAAGGGAACAGGGCUCCAGCCAUACAACUAUAUUCUUGUUACAUUCAGUGACCCGGAGAGCGCCACGACCGUGCAGGAAUCAACAAACCCCAGCGAUAUCGUAAACUGGGUGAACGCAAUCCAGGUAUCGGGCGGGGGAGACUGCCCCGAAUACGUCAUGUCUGGCCUUAAAGCGGCGGUGGUGAAGGCGAAGCCCAGCUCUAACGUGUAUGUGUUCACGGACGCAACAGCCAAAGACCCAGAGAAACAACAAUACAUUCUCAGUAUCGUGUCAGAAAAGAAUCUUCAUAUCGACUUUGUCGUCACAGGGUCAUGUGAUAGUAACAACGCCCACUUUGUCCAGCGACGGUCUGUGGACGCACAGAUGUUACAAAGUAACGGACAGUUUCAACAAGCCUAUCAUCAUUAUGAUGACAUAACGGGCAAGAUGGCAACUACUCAACAACAUUUAGCUAAAAGGAAAAGGGCUUUAGGUACUGAUCAGGUGAUCAUACUUCAAAAAACGAUUGCACAUGACGACUCCUCCCUGGUACAGAUCCCCGUAGACGCGUCCCUCAACAGUAUUGUGGUUAAGAUCGAGGGAGAUGUGGGGAUACCAUACUUCGCCAUUCAAAAACCAAACGGGUCCUAUGUAUCGUUAGAUGGGGAGGAAGCUUCCGGAACCCAGCUGGCAGGCAACAAACUGGAAAUGAUAAUCUCGAAUCCAACACCUGGGAUAUGGAAGAUAUAUCGACUUGACAAAAGUGACUGGAAAUUGAAAGUUUCCGGGGAAAGUACAACAACAUUUUCCUUCAAAUUAAAAAAGUCUACUUUCACUGAAAUGGACGAGUUUCUGCGCACUUCACAAAAAGAUACGCUUUACGACAUUUCUCUUGAUGUAAAAUCCCGCGAGAACGUGUUGGUGAGUCAUGUGAUUCUCGAUGACGAAUACGGUGAGGCCAUCACGUCAACAUUGUUGUCACCAAUGAACGGAAGUGAUGUCCGGAAGUCCUUUAUUGGACAAGUCUUCUUACCAGGGGAGGAUUACCAAGUCGUCAUAGAAGGACACGAUAACAGAGGUUUCAGUCUAAGGCGUGAAAAAGGACACCUGUACUCACAUGUAGGAAAGCGAUCAGUCGUGAGCAGCAGACGGAGUAAACGCUCCACACCGACCUCUUGGGCAGGCAUGGACUAUUUCACAUGGAUUGCUCAAGCAUCUGGUGGUCACGUGUUUCAAACGACUUCAUCCAACGUAGCUACAACUGUUGAUGUUUUGAAAGGUUCGUUGUCUAAUUCCGAAGUAAAAAUAAUCCGUGACAUUAUCAAAGGUGGCAGUACCGGAUGUGCUUCUAUUAACAUUCCAAUUGAUCACACGUGCAAAGCUUUCAGCAUCAAAGUCCAAGGAGACAGUGGUCUUCCGGUCCCACACGUACAGAAACCGGAUGGAAGUACUGCUGGAAUAAACGGUGGCACUGCCACAAAGCAGGUGAUAGGAUCUAACUACGUCAUACUCACUUACCUGUAUCCGCAGCCAGGAAUAUGGGUGGUACGUAGAAUGGAUGUGUAUGGAUGGGACAUUGAAGUGACAGCGGAGAGUGAAGUGGACUUUGCUCAAAGUUUCCUUGAGCUCGGUCCCGAUGGCCUCAAUAUGUUUGAAAUAAAAGGACGACCUAUAGCAGGGGACAAUACGACAAUCAGUAUUACCAUCCACAACUUCGUAAACGUCACAAGCCUGGACACGUUGGUGUUCUUAGACAAAUACGGAGAUCAGAUCAGUCUCUACCCUCUCCAGACCAAGAGUACCCAAAGGGGCCGCGGGGUGUUUUCUACAACUGUCAUAAUACCCGAUCAGGCCUUCCAGGUGGCGGUGGACGGAGAAGAUGACCUAGCCAACCCAUUCAGGAGAGUACAUACAUCACUCAUCAACACAGUGGCGAUAAAGUUGGAGGACCUUCCUGUGCAAAGCCCGUUUUACCUAGACGAGAAACUGGAGGUACCAUUCAUCAUCACAAACGUAGGUGGCGGGACGUCUAUGGUCAAUAUAACCAUAUCUGACGACCAGAACCUAGCUAUAAGGCCAACGUCACAGGUCAUCUCUCUAAUGUCGGGCGAGAACAGCACAUCUCACUUCACUAUGUACGCCGACAGCGGCCGGGUAUCAGUCGGGACUACUACAACCAUUACCAUAACUGCCCAGCCUAUGGGAAUAAUAGGAGCUGGAUUUCAGUUUGUCAUUGUGAGGCUGACAACGGAAAAGAGAACAAAGCCGAAAUUUGACACGAUUCCUCCACACUGUGAGGUCCAUCCUAACAUACAGGGCGUGUGCGGAUCUGACGAAUGUUUGUGUGCCCAGACUUUUGUAAGCGCUGAUUUUACCAUUUGGGACGAAGGUGAUGGACUUGCACAGGUAGACCCAGUCGGACUAGGCUCUGGGAACUUCACUCAUACACCUUUCGUGAUAGGGGACACUAAAGACAAUAACACAGUCAACGGAACAAUUAGAAUAGAUUGCUGUCGAAAAACUGUAUAUAUUAAUGUUGUGGACAACGCUAGUCUACCUACCCAGUGUAAGAUAGACGUCAAUCCGACCUAUCAGAACAAAGGAUGUAAUAAAACGAAAAUAGACACGACUCCGCCUCACUGUGGCAAUUUGACGAACAUCCAAGGUGUGUGUGGCAAUAACGACUGUACGUGCUCCAAGACAACCGUAAAAAUGAACUUUGAGAUUUGGGAUAUUGGCGACGGGUUAGCGACCAUCGAUGCCUUGGGUAUCGGGAACGGCAGCUUUAUACACACCCCAUUCGCCAAAGGUGACGUCAAGGCCAACAACACAGUUAACGCCACUCUAAGCGUGGAUUGUUGCCGGACGACGGUGUUUAUUAAUGUGAUGGACAUGGCAAGUCUGCCUGGACAGUGUGUGGUUGAUAUCAACCCUGGUUACAAGGGCUGCAGAAAACAUAUCGACACCACUCCACCGAAUUGUACCCUGCUGAACAUCCAAGGACAAGGACAAUGUGGAACGGACGACUGCACUUGUCACCAGUCUACGGUGACGUCAGAUGUACAGUUGUAUGACGUAGGGGACGGUCUAUCAACUAUCCAUGCCGUGGGGCUCGGCACUGGAACCUUCACACACACAGGGUUUACCAAGGGCGACACUAAAAGUAACAACAUCGUCAACGGCACAAUCAGCGUGGACUGCUGUCGCCAGGAGGUGUACGUCAGUGUUACUGACGAGGCUGGACUACCGGCGCUGUGUAUCCUACCAGUGAACAAGAACUACACUGGCUGUGUGAUCACGACUCCAGCGUCUACCACAAGUACAACAUCCAACAACACCGCCACUUCAAGCAGCAACACCGCUCUAGUCACUUCGGCAAGCAACACCACUCUAGUAACUUCGUCAAGCAACACCGCCGCUACGACCACGUCAGCCAAUGUGUCGAGCGCUAACGCAACUGCUUCGUCAAACGCAAACUCCGCCGCUACGUCUAUCACCACUUCAGCCAACAAUCAGAACGCGGCGCAAAGCACUAGCAGCGGUGGUGAUGAGGGGGUAUCGGCGAUAGCUGUGGCAGGAAUCGGCGUGGGCGCCGGAAUCGUGGGAGUAGCGUUCGUAGCUGCCGGGGCCUAUCUGAUCAAAUUAAAGUUUUACACACAAGUGUCCCCGGCAUAAAUCAGACUCAUAUACAGAACUCUCAAAUAUAGAAUCUGAUUGCGAAAUAAUUGUACGUUUUCCGAAAUCUUAAUUAUCAACAAAUCAGAUCACGUUUACAUAAGAAAACGUACUGAUUGUCUCAUCAUUUAUCUGUGAUAUGGUACAUACACAUUGACUGUGCUUUUAAUUUAUCGUCGUGCUCUCGCGUAUGAUUGUAACUACCAAUGUCUCGCUUAUCAUUGAUGUCAGCAAUAUAAUAUGUUUCGAUAUAUGCUACAGAAAAUAUCAUUAAUAUGUGUUUUUUUUGCUGUAUUCUUGUUAAUUGGUAAUAAUUAUCGAACUCAAAAUCGCAAAUUAUUAUCUAAGUUGUUCCUUAAAUGUUAAAAUACUUAUACAAAUACAUUUAGCCUUCUUUUAUCAAGCACCUGUGAUAUGAUAUAUAGACCACAGCUGAAAGUUAGUGUUUUGUUAUCACAUACGUUCAAUGUUAAUGUUAUCAUUUAGUAUAUACCUAUGCUAUAUGUACUAAUACAUUAUGUAUAUGACCAUGCCUUAUAAUGCUUUUGAUAAAGGCAGGGUGUGUUUCUUAUUUCUAUUCAAGUUUCUUCCAAAAUAUGAUGUCACAAGUAAAUAUCACCUUCUUCUUGAAGCUCGUUACCUUAUAUAUAAUAAUAGCUUGAUACUUUGUGUGAACAAUAGUGCAUUUUGUUAUUCAUAGCCGUCUCACCAAUGCUUGCUAAAUGUUUGCGGAUUAAGGAGAUUUUUUAUUACGUUAUUUUUAUGUAUUCAUCAGCUAUGCCUGUGUGUAUUUUAUCUGCAAACAAUACUUGGUUAACACGUAAUUUGUAAGGUUCAAAGAUGGAUGAGAGACCCCCUUAUGAAUGUUACUAUCAUACCCGGUUAGGUAAAAUAAACAUUGCACAAGUAAGAUUAUUGUGAUCUUACAUUGGUCGAUCAUAAUGUGCAUGAAUACAAAAAUAAAGGAUACAAAAUAAAGGAAAUACUUUACUUUUUUUAAAGCUUUAUAACACAUUUCAAUGUAUUUCAUUUGCGCUCUUAUACGAUUGCCCUACUUACAAAAUUUAGCAUAGGGCAUCUACUAAUAGCCGUAUGAAGAUUGGUGAUAAGUAAACCAAGGUGCUCCCAGAGAAGAAGUAAAUACCUUGUCAUACGUAAUAAUAGGAAAAUUCUCCAUUGCAGAUUCAUUUAUGAGGCAAACACGAAGUUGGUACUAUUAUUUAUUAUCCCUUUCUGAGAAAUUCUUUAUCUGUCUCUAUUACAUAUGAAAGUUUCAUUCCAUCCUUUUAUCAAUAUUUACACAAAAAAGGCAAAAAGCCCACAUUUUUAUUCAGUUGAAUAAUUUAACAAGUUAAGAUAAAAUAAUGUAAGUAGUACCUGAAAUAAAGUAUGCUUUUUAAAGGUUUCAUUUGUGUUUAAAAUCUUAUUAAAAAUACAUUAUUUCAAACAAGAAGUAAAUGUUCCUUGGCGAUAUACAUGUAAAUAUAUAACUAAUGUUUAAGAUUGUGAUUUACUUCAGUUAAUUACAAAUGUCAGGUUACUUGUGUUAUUGUUGUGAAUGUUGUUAUUUAUAAUUACCUGUUAUGUUUUACUAUAUUUUAUUUAUUGUGUGUAGUGCUUUGUUUCCAUGGGUCACUAAUUUACUCGCCUAAUGAUGAAAGUGUGUUACCUAUAGCUGUUACACUGUUUGUAGACAUUAUCAUGACGAUUCUGUUUGUCUUCAAGGAACAAAUCAGAAAUAACGGUUGAUGGACUCUGUUACAAGAGUGUCAGGUGGGGAAAGUAUCCUUAAUGAGGAACGUUAUGCUGUACGACUUAUGCUUAGUUAGAUUGCCCAUUGUCUUAAUUUACAACAAUAAAUACCCGAUGAUCCGUCCAUCUUUUUAUGCUAAACAAGAGCGAUUUUUCAGUUUCUAAAUUCAAGGCCCGUUUUGAAUCGAUAUCCAGCUUACAUAAUUAUACGUUUUGUCCUUAAUGGUUUUGAUCCCUAAGCUAUUGCUGCGUUUUGUGUUUAUAAAUAUUUGAAACUAAAACUUCCUAGGUCUGAGUAAUUAUUUUAACACUUGAAUUUGAGGUGAUGGUUUUGUGAGCUCUUUACAACUCAAAACGUCUACAUUCGAGAUCGUUUUACGAAUAACUAAACUGGUUUGUGUGCUUUUUGUUUUUAUAAUUUAAAUUUAUUAAAAAGAUCAAAUCAAAUAGAACAAAAUGUCUUUAAUAAAAUAUUGUAUUUUACGUGUAUUAGUAUCAUUACUUCUUUUGAAAUGAUAUGUGCAUGAGUCGGAUUCACCUAUAGCUUCUUAUGUUUAAUUCGAUGUCAAUUCCGAUUCAGGUCAGUUCAUGCAAUUGCGGUAUUGUAAAGACCACAUUGGUUGUAAAUAAAUAUUGCUUGUAAUGUUUGAUUUUGUUAUUAAUCCCAUAACUGCUGCGUGCUUUAAUUUCGUCUUGCACGUUUUCUAAUAAAUAUAUAUUCACAAUGAUAAAUAACAUCACCUAGUAUGACGUGACAAUACUUUGUCAGCUGGAUUAUAACAUCACGACUUGCCACGAUAGGCAAAGACAAAUUAUUCGUUUGGUACUGAGCAAACCUAAGUGUUGUUUACUAUUUUAAGUUGAUUGUAUUUCAUACUUUGGUAUAAUGCUUUCAGUUAAAACCAAUCUGCGAGAUUUGCUUCAUUUGCGUUUAAUUUAUUAUUCUUCUUCACCAGGAUUUCCGUCAGAAUCCAUUUCUCCACUGUUUAUGAUUAUUAAUAAA
Messenger RNA from Mizuhopecten yessoensis (Yesso scallop), 7652 nucleotides. RefSeq lists its product as uncharacterized. Bases 167 to 4897 code for a protein of 1576 amino acids. The record is from RefSeq and is a predicted model, not a curated record. Lineage: Eukaryota; Metazoa; Mollusca; Bivalvia; Pectinida; Pectinidae. The transcript has 30 exons.